AUGUCUCAACCAUGUUUGAUCGAGAAUUGCGUCCGUAAAUCACGUGGGUUGUGUGAUUGUUGUCAACAAAAUCUUUGUUUACAACAUUUAAAUGAACACAAUGAGUCACUUAUUUUUCAAUUGAAUCCUUUGGCUGAUGAAAUUAAUGCACUUGGGAAUCGUCUCAAAACACUAGAUAUUCACAAAAUAAUUGACAAUAGUCGUCAAAAACUUGAACAAUGGCGCCAAGAUUGUUAUAAGAAGAUAGAUUGCUUUUUUGAACAAAAAUGUCAAGAACUUGAUCAACUUAUUAAUGAAAAAGUUGACCAACAACGAGAAGAGCUCAAUCGAAUACAACGGGAUAUAAUUCAGUUAAUCAAUGUACAAGAAAUAACUCGUCAGAAUAUCGAUUCAUUGAGAUCAAGUAUUGGCCAGCUCGAAGCAAAUAUAAACCACAUCGAACAAAAGUUUUUUACAAUCAAUACUCAUCCAUUAGUAAUAGAUGACGCGCUCGUUUUGAUUAGGAAAAUGACUGACCAUGAACUUGAUCUAUCAACUCUGUGGCCGAUCUACAGAACAAUUGACAGUCCUAAGGGCAGUUGCGGAUCACUAACUGGCAAUGAUCGGUACUUAUUGAAGCACCAAGAGCCUAACUUAUGUUUAUUUGAUAGAGAAAUGAACAUAGUAAAACAAACGUUAUGGCCUUACGGUGCAAUUCAUGACAUGUGUUGGUCGUCAACAUUAGAUCGUUUUAUUGUGCUUGGGAAAAAGGACAUCUUUCUCAUAAACGAACAUACAAUGUCAAUUGAUAAUGUCCAUACAAUUGAAGAACGAGACUGGGGAUCGUGUACAUGUUCUGACACGGUUCUCUUUGCAUCCAAAAUUGAACGUGCUUCAUCUGUUAUGGAAUUCACAUUAUUGCCCACAAUCGAAUUGACUCGAGAAUGGAAAUAUCCUCAUACAUGUAACAGAGAUGAAUUUAUUGCUGAUACUGUUUACAACAACGGAAAUCUUGCUCUGAUGGUUAUGAAAAAAUCCGAGAAAUCGGUACGGAUUGAAUUAAGAUAUGCAAACACGUUCGAUCGUAUCUGGUCAUUUCAAACUGAUAUUAGAUGGAUUCAAAAUAAAGUGUUUCGCUGUUGUUCACUAACAUGUAAUGAGUGGUUGAUUGUUGACUAUCACACUGGACGCCUGCUGCACAUCACAAAAGAUGGAGAAAUAAAGAAUACAAUUCAAUAUUACCCGACUCCCUAUCGUGCUAUUCUGUUGAACCUAAAUAAUCUAGCUGUAUCAACUAUGAAUGAUGUUCGACUGCAUACAAUUCAAUAA
This is a messenger RNA of Rotaria sp. Silwood2, 1308 nucleotides long. The record is from the annotation of a GenBank genome assembly. Lineage: Eukaryota; Metazoa; Rotifera; Eurotatoria; Philodinida; Philodinidae.